Cottoperca gobio is the source of this 2353-nucleotide messenger RNA. RefSeq names its product regulator of G protein signaling 18 (gene rgs18). Lineage: Eukaryota; Metazoa; Chordata; Actinopteri; Perciformes; Bovichtidae. Bases 131 to 841 code for a protein of 236 amino acids. The transcript has 5 exons. The record is from RefSeq and is a predicted model, not a curated record.
AAAGGUAUGGAAGGGAAAUGCAAGCAGUGUUUAUAAAAGCAGAGAUGGUUCAUCAAGUGAUGGCUUGAAAAAAAAUUCAAAGAGCUAUUUGUGGCGUGUCGCUUCGCACACCAGAUACAGACAAAACAGCAUGGAGGCGCUUCUUUUUCUAUUUCCUCAAUUCAACUACAUGGCCCCAAAGGAGGAAGCAUAUUUCAAAAUGCUUGGUUCAGAACACUUGCAGGCACCAAAGAUGAAGGACGAUACUAGCAGACAGAAAGACAAGGAGAGGAAGAGCCGACUAAGCCUUUUUCUCACCAAGUCAGGCUCUCAUGAAAACGUCAGUCCCCAUAAAAAGACAAAUACGACAUCCAGCAACAUCUCACCGGAGGCGGCCUUGCAAUGGAGUGACUCUUUUGAAGAACUGCUGAAGCACUCAGAUGGGGUGGAAAGCUUCUCUCGGUUCCUCAGGACAGAGUUCAGUGAGGAAAACAUUGAGUUCUGGUUGGCCUGUGAAGAAUACAAGACCAUUGAUUCUGAGACGAAGCUGCUGUCCAAAGCCAAAUGUAUUUAUACGGUUUAUAUUGAAUCAGAGGCCCCUAAAGAGGUCAACAUCGACUACAAUACGAAGAUGGCCAUUCAGAAGGUCUUAGCACAGCCCACAAAGAGCUGUUUUGAUGCAGCUCAGAUGAAAGUCUACAGCCUGAUGAAAAAGGACUCCUACCCCAGGUUCCUCCACUCUGACAUUUAUCUGUGUCUCACCAGGAGGAAAGGCCCGGGGGCCACCAUGUUUCGGAGAAGGUCACGCUCCUGUGUAUUCAACGAUAGGGGCGAGGCCGUAAAUGAACCUUCGGCCUGGUAGUGGUAGCAUUGCAGGCGUAGUCACUUACUCUGUAAAAUGGAUUAUUAUAUAGGAGAUAAUCCGUGAUUAGCAGCACAAUUGUUGAAACGUAAUGUGUGGUGCAGAGGCUUGUUAGCAACAGGUUUGAUUCUGCAGAGUGUGUUACUUUUUUAUAACCUCAGGCGACACAGUGGAUUAUUUUUACAUAAUAUCAUAACAGCUGCCAAAUAAAAUAGUUGGACAUUUAGCUUUUUUGCCAAGAGUGAUGAGAAGAUUGAUACCACUCUUAAGCAUGUACGACAAAUAUAGCUACGGCCGACUGCUUAGCUUAGCUUAGCUAAAAAAGAGGAAAUAUAGGGAAACAGCUUGCCUGGCUAUGCCCAAAUAUAACAAAAUGCUAUAUAUAUAUAUAUAUAUAUAUAUAUGUUUUGCCUUGGCGCAGUAACUUCCUAAAGUAUUCACUGUCUGCCUGACAACCUCACAGUGACAACAACACUUAAGCUAGCUGACUGUUCGUGGUAGCUUUUUAUCUUCUAAUAAUAAAUAAUAAUAAAUUGUAUUUAUAAUGCGCUUUUCAAAGCUAAAAUCAAUCUUAAGGCGCUAAUUAUUCAGACUAUAUAAUUAUAUAUAUAUAUAUAAUUAUCCAUUCAGACGACUGGUAUCAAUCUUCGUCUUCUUCUUCUUCUUCUUCUCAUCUUGGCAAGAAAGUGAAUUAGCGUAUUUCCCCAAGAUGACGAACUAUAACUAUUAUACUACAAAGCUGGAUAACAGCCCCAUGACAGCCCCAUGUGGUUAUCUGAAAAUAAUGAACACCCUCUGGCCAAUCAGAACUGAGUAUUAUCUGUGGCCAUGGUAAAAACCAGAGUAUUCACUUUGCACAUCUAUCCAUUCUCUUUCUCAGAGGCACCGCAUUGCUUGGGGAUUAAACCUUUAUUGAAGAUUUUUGUAUUUCCCCAAAUCUUGCAAAACUUGAAUGACAGGCAGUAGGAUGGUUAGUGACAGAAUCUGAGCUGAAGUGCCUCCAUGCUAGUGACAGUAUCCAGCCAGCCGUACUACAGGCAGCCACACUGAGGCCACUCACUUACUUCAGACACAUUACACUUCAAUUGCUUUGUCUUCCAAUCUGGCAAUAGCACCUUAUACGACCAUAAUACAGUUGAUAUGGCAUACAAGCUAAUUUGACCAUAUCUCAUUCAAAUGGAUUCAUGAACGUAUCCUCGCACUGUCCAACCCCCUCCAGUCUAACUUGCUGUGAAAGCCUACAGCCACAGUGACUGCAAAGCACUGAAAGCUUUUAAUGAGGGAUAUAUAUCUCUUAUUUGUUAUGAAUUCAAAUGUACCAUAUUUUACACACAGAAAAUACAUAUAUCUUAUUUGAAUACUAAUAUGAAAUGAUAUGAUUUAUGAUUGCUGCUUUCUCAGUUUGCUGCCAUCUAAUAUAAUUUAUGUACGAUGAAAUGUUGCCUUGCUCUUGUAAAAUGUACAUACUAAACUCAAAUAAACACUUUCUUAAUAAAGCCGUUUUAAUGAGGC